Molecule: messenger RNA, 624 nt
Organism: Camponotus floridanus (Florida carpenter ant)
Lineage: Eukaryota; Metazoa; Arthropoda; Insecta; Hymenoptera; Formicidae
Product: peptidyl-prolyl cis-trans isomerase FKBP4-like
Exons: 1
Coding region: 1-624 (207 amino acids)
Molecular function (GO): protein binding
Source: RefSeq, a predicted model, not a curated record
AUGAAUAUCCUUGAGAAGAGUCUCGUUACCAUCACUAUACCUGCAAAACAGUCAGAAGAUAAUAGUGAAUUUAUAAUAGUCAAAUUUGAGAUUACAUUGAUUAAAUGCGAGCGUAACAAACCAAUUUGGGAGUGGACUGCAGAAGAGAAGUACAAAAUAGCUUUGAGAUAUAAAGAAAGAGGAGUCGAAUUGUUUAAGGAUUCAAGAAUUACAGAUGCAUUCUACAAAUUCAGUAGGGCUUGCAAACUCUUGAUAACAUUGGAGCCAAUAGCAGACUUAGAUUUAGACAAGCAGUUAGAAUCCAGUAUUAAUGAGCUGAGACUUGCACUGUACAACAAUAUGGCUAUGUGUCAUUUGAGUCGGAAAAACUAUAAACAUACCAUUACUCUAUGUACUAAAGUAUUGUAUAAGGAUAAGAAUAAUGUUAAGGCUUUAUAUAGAAGAGGGGUGGCAUAUGGAAAUAUGAAUAAUAAUGAAAGAGCUGUAGUAGAUAUGAAGGAAAUACUUAUCUUGGAGCCUAAUAAUAAUGCAGCAAAAGAACAGUUUAAUAUUUAUAAUACUAGAUUACAGGAAUCAAUUCAGAAGAGCAAUGAUAUGAUGAGAAAAAUGUUUAAGACUUAUUAA